This is a messenger RNA of Aedes aegypti (yellow fever mosquito), 6090 nucleotides long. RefSeq names its product nephrin (gene sns). The transcript is spliced from 23 exons. Gene Ontology annotation, molecular function: protein binding. The coding region runs from base 1410 to 5621 and encodes 1403 amino acids. The record is from RefSeq and is a predicted model, not a curated record. NCBI's taxonomy places the organism in Eukaryota, Metazoa, Arthropoda, Insecta, Diptera, Culicidae.
AGUCUCUCGGUUGGAUUGGAACGGUUCGCUUCGCGUCGGAGUCUCUUCGCUCGUUCGUUCGUUCGUUCGUUCAUUCGUUGAUUCGUUCGUGGCGCAUCUUUGAGCCACCUGUCGAUAUCGUUUUAUGAAAUUUUCCGUCGGUUCACUUGCGAGAGCGUGUGUAUGAGGCAAAAGAAAAGGGACCUCUUGCAAAGACGACGAAUACGGUGAAUAAAGGAACAACCAGUGGAACGUGAAGUUAAUUUAGUUAACAUUUACUGGAUCGGUUGGGAGAUUGAGGGCUGGAAAGAAUCGAGGGGGUCUGAACGGAGGGGACCUCUGGGAGUGAAGCCUGGUUGGCCCGGUGGCAACGGAAAACGGUUCAGGUAUAGUUACGAUCAGGUUGAGGGAAAAGUCAAGAAAGCAAGUGCACCCUGCCCAAAGGAAGCCUGACGAAUAAUUUGGGAGUUUUCUUUUGAGUGUUGUUUCGUACCGCGAGGAGAUCGGUUCGGUUGAAAACAGGAUGUACAAAGUACCCUCUUCGGAAUUAUUGAUCGUUAUACGUUGUGAUAUUUUGUGAUUGAAGAAUUAAGUUUGUGUUAUAAUUUUUAUACAUGCUCAGCGAAUAACCUGUUUAUCUCGAAAACCUGAUACCUGAAUUCGGAUAGUUCCUGCGUUAGUGAAUGCGAGAGCCAGUGUUCGGAAUGCAAAUGUAAAAAAGCCUCAUGCCAAACAAGAAUUGCACAAAAAAGCCCUACGACGAAUUAUCGCCGAAGAAAGUCAUAAUCAAGUGAACCAACAACGGUUAAUCGCUGAUGAGUGCUCAGCAAAAGAGAAAAAAAAAAAACGCGACCGAGUACCGGAUCCGAAACAAUAGAAAACGUGUGAACGCGAUUACCUGUCGCAAUUGUUUCCUCCGCUGAUGAUGGUGAGAAUUUUGUCGCUGUGAGUGAUUCAACCUGUGCAGAAAAUCCAGUGCGGAAAAAGCUCGAAUGAAAUCGCAUUCGUCUCGGAGGGCCUUCUGAAAGAAAUGUGAUAUCCUGCUGAGUGUGUGGUGUGAUUUGAUACUCACCGAUGAGAAGGGGAGGAUUGAGUGCAGAUAUCGGAGGAAUGAUUGUACGAAGCUGAGCCUGUUUUGGAAGUGUGGUUGUGAUUCAUUGCUAAAUUGUACCAGCGUCAGAUGAUCAAGUGUCAAGUGAAUGAAAUUGGAGAUCGAGAUAAGUGAUUCAAGUAACAACGAGUGAAAAGUGAUAAAAGUUUCAAUAACAUAGAAGUGACGCAACUUUUUCCAGAGAAUAGGAAUAUUUGUUUGUGAUUAUUGGCAUGGGUAAUUGAUCACCCGUGACAUCACCGUUCAUCGCUCCGGAAACGACUGAGCCAGCACCCUCCUCAAAAGGACCGACGAGCGCCGAUGAUCGGCGCUAUAAAGAAUGACUCGGCUCAUCCACUCAAUUACGCUAAUAGUGAUAGCGGGGCUGUUCGUCGGCAGCACCAGUAGUCAGCAGCAAAAGUUUCGGAUACUGCCCAAGGACCUCCAGGUGCUGGAAGGGUCCGAAGCGCUGCUGAAAUGCGAAAUCAACAACCUGGCCGGAGCGGUCCAGUGGACCAAGGACGGAUUUGCGCUGGGGUUUUCCACGACGAUACCGGGCUACCCUCGCUACUCGGUACUCGGUGACCAUCAUGCAGGAGUCUACAACCUCAAGAUCUCGAACGCCUCGCUGGAGGACGACGCCGAGUACCAGUGCCAAGUGGGGCCGGCCAAAUUCAACUCGGCCAUCCGUGCCAACGCCAAGCUGAUUGUGAUAUCGCCUCCAUCGUCGAUCGAAAUCCAAGGCUACGAGAACAACUCCAAGGUAGAGGUCAGAGAAGGGCAGGACCUAACGCUGACCUGUGUGGUAGCCAACUCGAAACCAGUUGCGCAAAUCGUCUGGCGACGGGGGAAAUCCGAAGUCAAAUCAGACUCCAUCGAAAACAAAGUUAUCGAAACAGAGGGCAAACGCUACACGGUAACGUCCCAGCUCCGGAUCAAACCCGGUGCAGCCGACGACUACAUGGGCUAUACCUGCCAGGCCAAGCACAAGGCCCUCCACCCGGAGAAACCCUUGCAAACGACGGUGCAGCUUUCCGUGCUGUACCCACCGGGAGCGCCCUACAUCGAUGGCUACAAGCAGGGCGAGACGCUGAGGCGAGGACAGAGCGUGGAGUUGAUUUGUGCCAGCCGGGGAGGCAAUCCGCCGGCCCAGUUGAUUUGGUACAAGAACGGAAUCCAGGAGCGGAUGGCCUACCGGACGUCCGAACGGCUCUCGGAGAACAUCUACAAGUUUACGGCGGAAGCGAGUGACAACAAGGCGGUGCUGCGCUGCGAGGCGAACAACAUCAUGGCGAAAGCCCCACUGAAGACCGAGGUGGUGCUCAGUGUGUUGUUUGCCCCGACGCACGUCACCAUAUCCGGCCCAUCGGAGGCCCGCGUCGGCGAUCGUGUUCCGCUGCAGUGUCAAACGGCACCGUCCAAUCCGCCGGCCGAAAUCAAGUGGAGCGUCGGUGGACAUCAGGUGAAAAAUGCCACAUCCCGCACAGUCGAAAGUCCGGAAGGCGGAUGGAUCACGAUGUCGAACAUCACGGCUCCGGUGGACGCCAGCAAACGCUCGCUGGUGGUCAUCUGCCACGGACUGAACAUGCAGCUGACCGAGAAUGUCGUGUCGACCCACACCGUGAACAUAUUGCUGCCCCCGAGCCCACCGAUCAUUUCCGGCUACGAAGAAGGACAAAUCAUCCCGGCCGGAUCCGUCCAGAAGUUGGGCUGCAUGUCCACCGGAGGCAAUCCCCUGGCGACGCUCACCUGGUACAAAAACGACAAGAAGGUCAACUCCGUCAUCAAAACAGCCGACAAAUCCGUUUCCGCUGAGCUCACCAUCCUAGCCAACGUGACGGACAAUCAAGCACGCUACCGCUGUGAAGCGCACAAUUCGGCCACCGAAAUUCCGCUGUUCCAGACGAAAACCCUAAGCGUUCACUUUGCCCCGGAGACGGUGAAGAUAACGAUCGACCCGCCUGAGCUGAAGCCCGGCAUCGAAGCAACGCUGAUCUGCGACUCGAGCUCUAGUAAUCCGCCGGCGAUAAUUUCCUGGUGGCGCGAUGGCAUCGCAGUACAAGGUAUAAAUAACUCGUCCAAAGCGGGCCUCUGGGGUGGCACGGUAUCGUCGUUGGAGCUGAAGGUAAACAUCACCCAGGACAUGAACGGAAACGUCUAUACGUGUCAGAGCACGAACGAAGCAUUACAGCGCAGCGUACACGAGGCAGUCAAUUUGCAAGUACUAUAUCCGCCGAAAUUUUCGCCACCACCCUCGUCGACGGUCGUCGGCUUCGAAGGCGAAUCACUUACGGUUGGCAUGGUGGCCAACGGUAAUCCUAUGUCGAUUGCAUACACCUGGACCAAGGAAGGUCUUCCGAUUCAAACGCCCGGUGUCCAAAGAAUCGUCUCCGAGGGACCAAUCCUCAACAUCACCAAGCUGACGCGGAACGAUGCUGGAAUCUACACGUGCGAGGCCGUCAACUCCCAGGGCUCGGCGAUGAUUAAUAUCACAAUCGUGGUCGAAUAUGGCGCAUCGAUAAAAUCCAUCUCCGAGAACGUGGUCGUAAAUCCCGGCGAGGAUGCCAUGUUGUCCUGCACCGUUGAAGGCAAACCACUGAACGAGGAGCACAUUCGCUGGGAACGGAUCGGGUACGACAUGACGAUAAAAACGUCGACAACGUACGCCAACGGAACGAGCUAUCUGCACAUCAAGGAUGCACGGCGCGAGGAUGUUGGCAAUUUCCGCUGUAUUGCUGAUAAUCGUGUUGCGAACCCAACCAGCCGUGAUGUUUUAUUGAUUGUGAAAUUCAUCCCGGAGAUCGACAAGUCCCCACCAAUGCUUCGCGCAGCUGCCAGUUCCGGAGAGCGCGGACGUCUACCGUGUCGUGCCCAGGCGGCACCCCGUCCCAAAUUCUACUGGUCCCGUGCUGGUCAGAACCUCAGCGUCAACCAAACGUCCAAAUACCUGGUGGAGUACAAACACAUUGACUCGCUCACCUACGAAUCGAUCCUGCUAAUCGAACGGGUCAGCUCCAACGACUACGGAGUGUACGAAUGCAUCGCCCGCAACGAACUGGGCAGCGUCAAGGAAAGCGUCCGACUGGAUGUAACCUCACCUCCCGAUCCACCACUGAGUCUCAAUAUCCUCAACGUGACCCACGAUACCGUCACCGUCGCCUGGACUCCCGGCUUCGACGGUGGAAUGAAGGCCAACUACCGGGUUCGAUACCGGGAAGCCAACAACGACCACUACCGGUACGAGGACAGUCUUCCAAACUCGCACAAACUCACCAUCACCGGACUGCGGAUGAACACGCUGUACCUGUUUUCGGUGAUGGCAUCCAACGCGCUCGGGUCCAGCAAAUACCUGCCCGACCUGACCCGUGCCCAAACCAAAGACUCCCCUCCGUCCCAGCCGGCAUCGUCGCUGGGUAGUAAGCCGCCGGUCGGUGGACCGCCACCGUCCUCCAUCGGGGCCUCUGGGCUGUUGCUGCUGAUCGGGGUCGCGGCCGGCAUUUGUCUAGUUCUGCUCAAUAUCCUGCUCAUCGGGUGCUGCAUCCACCGGCGAACCAGCCACAAGCGAGUGAAACGGGAUUCAUCCAAUCAGAACAGCAAAUCCGCCACCAUUGAAAUGUACGCACCAAGCUCAUACAAUGACACCGUUACAGGCGAAACCCUGUCCAGCGUGUCGGAAAAGAGUGACUCCUACUCGAACGACGGCAGCCAGCCGGACUACAUGGAUGAAACCCGCAAGAAAGCUGCGUCCACUUAUCUAGUGGAAAACUCAGAUAUGCCACCGCCUCGCUAUCAGAAGGACGGUACACUGCCACACUAUCCGAACAACAUCAACGCAGCUCACACGCGAACGCUGCCUCACCCGCGGCACAACAACGUCGUGUACGAGCAGCGAAGUCGCGACGACCAGCUGAUAGGGAAGAACAACUACGUCACCGCACCGUCCCCGGGGCCGCCAAUGGAUGGGUCCUACUACAACAUGAACAGCGACCGGUACCUGUCCUAUCCGCCGAUGGUGAGUGGGGACUACCCCCCGAUGGAAUUUUCGACGCCACCACUGCCAGUGAUACCGGCCCUACCGACCAACAACGGCACCCUGCGAAGGGGAACCCGUGCCAUGGUCCCACCGCCGGACGUGACGCACCACACGCAGCACACGGUCAAAACGCUGCACGACUCGUCGGCCUCCUCGGGCCUGCUCAACAUCUCCCAAGUGUCCCAAUCGACGCCAAAGCAACCGCAAAGUAUCCUGAAAGACCCCAACAAGCGCAAAGACCAGCAACUUCAACAACAGCAGCACCAACAGUCGGGCUUACCCCCGGGGGCAAUGAACCACCUGAACAGCAUCGGCGGCGGUCUGCAGAUGCUCGGUGUCCAGAAUCCCUCGCCAGUGCCAAUGAUGGGUGGACCUCCGCCGGGUCUAGUGCCGGUCAGUGCCGGCGGCAGUAGUUUAGGAAACAAUUUGCUCAUCGGGGCGUACGACCCGAGCAGUACGAACCUGAGCUCGUUCAACGCGUCGCUCGGCUACACGGACGCCGACGGACACCUAGUGUAGGCCAUUGCCAGGCAGAUGAUAAUAAUUACUAAAUUAGUAGUCUAGGCGCCAAAAUUCGCGAGCUACGAGGCAGGCGGGUAACUUGAAAUUCUAACAACUCGUGAGAUUAAACGAAGGAGGAAACGUAAAAAUAAUGUGGAAGGGUUGAACCGGAAUCGGCCGAGAUUUUUCAGAAAAAAACACAAAGGAAACAAAUUGAUUAGGUCACGCAAAAUACUUAUGACAGGGAGGAAGAAGAAGAAGUUAGGAGAAAAAGGUCGAUGGAAGGUAACACGGGAAGCGCAGUCAAUGCAGUCCGAGGAAAACAGAAACACAAAGAGAAUUAAGACAAAGAUAAUUAAAAUUAAAACAUUAAAACAAUCUUUUUAACUUUAAUGAAAAAAAUAAAACAAAAACAAGUAACGGUAAAGUAUGUAUUAACAAUUUAAUUGUUGAGUUUUAAGCGCGUGUAGGAAUGCUCGAGGACCGA